AUGGGUACUGGGGUGUUCAGUGUAUGUGUGUUCAUACCGAGGGACCGAAAUCCUUGUUUACCCUUGCUUCACGUGGAUUUGGAGGAACAUAUCUCCUUCAAGCUUACUUUAAAACAAAUAAGAGGGUGUGGAAACAAUGACAAGUGUGCUACAUGGUAUAACAAAGCAAUGCACGACACUAUGAAAGCAAAGGUUAAACAAGUUGGCUUUUUGUUCUUUUUGUCAAUCUUGGGCCAUGGAAAGAAAGGGGAUAGGCCUUUACUUGUGGCCUUAGCUGAGAGAUGGUGGGACACUACCCACACAUUCCACUUUGAUGAAGUUGGAGAGAUGCCGAUGACCCUUACGGACUUCACAACAAUCAUAGGAUUGCGUGUUGGUGGGAAGCGAUUAAAGUACGACUUGGAGAUUUACAAAAAUAAGAACAAGCUGGUUAAAUUGUUUGGGAAACCAAUUGCAGAGCUACUAGCGGGCGAAAGGAGAGUGUCGUAUGAAAGCCUUUCCACCCUGUACUGGAAGAAGAAUAAGAAAGAUGAUAAAGAAGCAGACCAAAUUGCAAGGGCAUUUAUACUAUACUUGAUUGGCUCCUCAUUCCUAAAUGAUAAGAACCAAUAUGUGAGUAUGCACUAUGCCCCCAGUCUGGAAAUAGUCUCAGACAUUGGUAAUUACGACUGGGGCGGUGCGGCUUUGGCUUGCUUGUGUAGAUCAAUGGAUUAUUGUUCCAGGGGCAGGUCCUCAAGCAUGGGUGGGUAUUGGAGGGUAUGGGCUUGUGAGUACCUAAAGCCGUUUGCUUUAUCAAGGCCCAGUGAAACCAUGAACACGUGGACUCGAACAUUUAGGUGGUUAGGUGCAAAAGCAAAGCGAGACUUAAGGGACCAGUUGGUUCAAAAAUAUUGUGCUGGCAACUCGUAA
This is a messenger RNA of Prunus armeniaca (apricot), 909 nucleotides long. Lineage: Eukaryota; Viridiplantae; Streptophyta; Magnoliopsida; Rosales; Rosaceae. The record is from the annotation of a GenBank genome assembly.